Lottia gigantea (owl limpet) is the source of this 2517-nucleotide messenger RNA. RefSeq lists its product as hypothetical. Gene Ontology annotation, cellular component: mitochondrial matrix. Lineage: Eukaryota; Metazoa; Mollusca; Gastropoda; Lottiidae. Gene Ontology annotation, biological process: citrate metabolic process; carbohydrate metabolic process; tricarboxylic acid cycle. The record is from RefSeq and is a predicted model, not a curated record. The transcript is spliced from 10 exons. Bases 66 to 1466 code for a protein of 466 amino acids.
CCUGACGUCACAUGUUAGAGCUCUCUCGUGUUGUGAGUCGCUGUCGACAUUUCCACCUUGAAAUCAUGUCAGUCGUACGUCCCGUCGCAUUUCGUCUUUUACACACCAACAAGAAUGUGUUGUCCAGUGUUGGGUGUGUGCGACAUGCAACAACAACUACGAAUUUAAAAGAUUUUUUAGCAGAUAAUAUCCCAAAGAAACAAAAUGAAGUUAAAGAAUUUCGUAAACAGUUUGGCUCAACUAAAGUGGGGGAAGUCACUGUUGAUAUGAUGUAUGGUGGUAUGAGAGGUAUUAGAGGAUUGGUGACAGAGACCUCUGUUUUGGAUCCUGAUGAAGGUAUCCGUUUCCGUGGUUACAGUAUUCCAGAAUGUCAGAAGUUAUUACCUACUGCUGGUGGUAAAGGAGAGGAACCUCUACCAGAAGGUUUAUUUUGGUUGCUGGUUACAGGCGAAAUUCCAACACAAGCACAAGCAGACGCCAUUACAAAUGAAUGGAACCAGAGAGCUUCUAUACCAAACCAUGUCAUUACAAUGUUAAAUAACUUUCCUACCAAUUUACAUCCUAUGUCACAGUUCAGUGCAGCAAUUACAGCCUUAAACUCUGAAAGUAAAUUCGCUAAAGCUUAUGCUGAAGGUGUGAAUAAGUCCAAAUAUUGGGAGUAUGUGUAUGAAGAUUCUAUGGACUUAAUAGCUAAGUUACCAACACUAGCAGCUGUUAUUUACCGUAACUUAUAUCGAGAUGGUUCAACACCUUGUGCUAUUGAUCCCAAAAAGGACUGGAGUCAGAAUUUCUCUCAUAUGUUAGGUUUUGAAGAUCCUCUCUUCUCAGAGUUAAUGAGAAUGUAUUUGACAAUUCAUAGUGACCAUGAAGGUGGUAAUGUGAGUGCCCAUACAACACAUCUAGUGGGUAGUGCCCUGUCAGAUCCAUAUCUAAGUUUCUCUGCAGGUAUUAAUGGUUUAGCUGGUCCUUUACAUGGUUUAGCCAAUCAGGAAGUAUUAGUAUGGGUAACUAAAUUACAAGAACAAUUAGGAGGUGAAGUCACUGAUCAACAAAUGCAUGAUUUUAUUUGGAAUACACUGAAAUCUGGUCAGGUUGUGCCAGGUUAUGGCCAUGCUGUAUUACGUAAAACUGAUCCUAGAUAUAUGUGUCAACGAGAGUUUGCCCUGAAACAUCUACCUAAUGAUUCGUUAUUUAAACUAGUGGCUCAGUUAUAUAAAGUAGUGCCUGAUAUAUUAUUAGAACAAGGAAAAGCUAAAAAUCCGUGGCCCAAUGUAGAUGCCCACAGUGGUGUAUUGUUACAAUAUUUCAACCUGAAAGAAAUGAACUACUAUACAGUGUUAUUUGGAGUGUCUAGAGCUUUGGGAUGUACUGCAUCUCUCAUCUGGGAUAGAGCCUUAGGCUUACCAAUUGAACGACCCAAAUCAUUUGACACACCCGGUCUGAAGAAAUUAGUAGGAGCUAAAUAAAUCUUGACAUGCAAUUGUUAGUUGUUAUUUAAUUGUAAAAGAAAAUUUUUAUAACUUUUGUUGCCAGACUUAAGUAAGGGUGUAUUUAUUGCAGUUGAUAUUUCAUUGAAAAACGAAUCAUCAAAAAUUUCAAAACUUCAACAUUUUAACAUUACAUUAUCUAAUAUUUAAGAGAAAUAUCUGCAUAAAACAUUGGAAUAACAGACUUUUGGUUUUUACAAUAUUUUAUAAAUGUAUUUUCAACCAAGUAACAUUAAAUUAAUUGAACACAGACAAUAUCACCAAAGAAGCGAAUAUGUUGUUUUAAAGAAGUAAUGCUACUAUUAUAAAUUUCUUAAAGAAUAGUAAACAUUUUGGUAAGAAGAGUCCUGUAGAUCUCGAUAAGGGUCCCAUUGCACUGUACUAAAUUUAUAAUUCUGAACAGUGUGUAUGAAAAACUAUGGAAUGUUGUGGCGUUUCUUUUUGUAGAAAAUCAUAGGAUAAGAAUCAAAAUAACUAUUAUAAGUAUGGCAUAAAGGUGCUACAGAAAUUUAUUUUACUGUGAUUGUUAUUUAUUAUAGAAAGAUCUUAUGUUUGUUGAUUUUUCAGUAGCCAACAAAAUAUCUUCUUUUUCUCGUCAAUCCUUGUUUGUCAAAUAAGAUCCUCUUUUGACUAGACUCUUAAAUGCUUGAUAGUCAAUAAGAUUGUUGUAUGAUCAGUUUCAAAAAAACAUAUCACAAUUUUCUAGCUAUCCUGGCUUUGCCACUUAAACUUAAACCAAAGUCGUGUGACCAAUUGAAAGAAAGAUCCAGCUUGGAAUUAGAGUCCAAGAACCAUUUUUUUGUGGUCAAUUUAUACUAUCUUCAGAUGUGAGUAGCAGUAUAUUGUUGUUUAUUGUAAGUUGAUUAUAAGUUGAGUAUGAUAUUGUCUAGGAGAAGCCUAAAAUUCUAUAAAAAAAAAAUUGUUUGUAGCUGAACAUUUCAUGUAAAAUAACCAUUAGAAGUAUUUUUAGAUACCAUCAUUCAACCCUAAUAAGGGCUAUUAAAGGUGGAAAUAAAUAUGUAACAUUCAC